AAACUUAAUAAUAAUUCAUGGCAUAGAUAUAGAUCGUAUGAAGUAUAUCACUAAGCCAAAGCUCGAGUAUUGUAUUUGCUUUUAUUCUGAAAGUCCUAACAGGAACCUCUCUUUUACAGUGAGGAUACCUUGUGCCUGUCAAAUAGUGUCCCGUCCUUCUCACCGCUUCGCCGGCUGCCUUCAGCCAAACGGUGCACUGCGCUCUCGUCCGCGUCCAAGCCUUUAAACUGCGACAAAAAGGCGCUGUUAACUCGCAAUCAAAUUGCUUUAUUUUAUUUUAUCUAUUUACAAAAAUGACCUUGAGGACUAAUCGCAGCGGAUCUUUUUCUCCUCUCCGGCCGCCUGCUUUGCAGCGGAAUGGGAGCUGAAUGAACUGGAUACGGGAACAGGAUACGGGACCUGCAACAACAGGAGGGAACAGGAGCCUGAUAUAAUCCUAAUGGCCAGCAUGACCUACAUACCACGGAGCUCAGCGGACGCAUCUCAGCUGCACGGAUACUGUUCAACCUUGUACCGCUGCAAUAAGUGACCUUCAUUUGUGUUUGUUGCUGCUGCUGCUCAACUAUGCAUGACAACACAUCAUCCGUGCAGCCUAAGUCCUAUGCAUUUCUAGUUGAGUCUACCGCUGACCUUUGAAUAGUAGCCUUGGGUCAAAGAGGAAAUGGAAAGCAAAUAUUAACCAAGAAAGUGGUCUGGAGUCGGUCAUUCUGCUCUUUGGAUUAGCCCAGGAGGUCUGCAGUCUGUGGAAGGUAGGAUCAAAGGUCUGAAAGGAGCUAGGGCAGAUGCCUAGAUGCCUUAAGCACUCAUAGUUCACUCAUUGGCUCCUGCCAAGCAAUAAAAACAAAGUGCUUCAUAAAGAAACUCAAGCUAAAGCUUUUAGCCGAGUGACCUGUCUCCAUUAUGAUUCUGAACUGCGGCCAGGCGUUGCCUCUUCUGAGGUACACGGAUGUACCGCCCCGGGUCACCGAAAACUUCAUCCUAACCGGCUACCGCUUCCCAAACUACAGCUUGAAGGAAUGUCUAAUGUCAGCUUUCAGGCCUACCAACGAAACGGGAAACUUCUGGACACAUUUCCUUCCAGUUUUCAUUUUCUUUUACUAUUUCGUGGAGGUGUUCGGUUGGGAAGGCGCCCCCAACGGCGAUGCUCCGUUCUUCUACCCGCUGUGGAACUACUUCAUCGGGGUGUUCUGUCUGCUGAUGGCUAGCAGCAUGGCCCACCUGCUGAACUCGAUGUCUCUGGUCGUGAGAGAAGUUUGCUUCUUUGUGGAUUACGGCACCAUCAGCGCCUACACAGUUGGGUCCUCGUUGGCGUACUACUACUACAUCCAUCCUCGGGCGGGGAUAGUGGACACAGGAGGCCGCAAGAGCUCCCAACCUGCGGCGUCAUCAUCCUAUGCAAUCCCAGAGUUCUCAGCGUUCUUCGACACCUUCUACAUCCCGUCCGCUUGCGUUGUGGCCAUCAUUUGCGUCUUAUCGUGCUGCAACACUCGCCAAAGGUGGAGGCGGCAUCGGUACAUCAUCCGGACCUUGGUUUUCCUUCUCCCGUUCCUCGUCUCCUCCACGCCGGUCUUCUACCGCCUCCUCACCAGAUCGCCUUAUUCUGCCGCCUCCUCGUCCUUCGAUGCUUCCUCCUCCAUGCCCAGCUUCUUCUACCGCCACUGCCUCUGGCUGGUGGUGUCGGCCGUCUUCAACAUCAGCAAGCUGCCCGAGCGCCUGGCCCCGGGUCGGUUCGACAUCUGGGGCCACAGCCACCAGUGGUUCCACUGCUGCACGUUUUUGUCGAUCCUCGACGAGCUGCACAUGAUCAAGGCCGAGGUGAGGGCCAUCCUGCUCAGCCCGAACCUGAUACUGCCCCCCGCCACCCUCGCCGACCUACCUGGGCCGACCGCCAUUUCCACCUACGGGGUGAUGCUCCUCCUCCAGACCACCAUUGUCUCAAUCAUCAUGUGGUUCUCCUGGCACGCCAACUGCAUCUACGGACCCCAGAGGGACCAGCUAGAAAAGGAACACCCCAGGAAACACCUGAAAUGCCACUAAUCGCGGCGGCAUUCGCCAUCUCGACUGUGAAGGAAGAUUUGCACAUGCACAUAGAGCCAUCGCACAAGAAAACAAUACCCCACUCCAACUCCAACCCCCCUUUUUUGUGAGUCCAGUCAAGCUUUCAUAAAGGGAAACUGGGGACAGCAGGAGACGAAAAGGAUUACCUUCUGAGUUCACUGCAGGGUGGCUGCUGUCUGCUUGAGUGGAUAUUAAAAGUCCUUGCCAGUUCUUUCCCCAGAGCUGCUCCAGCAUGUUCCAACAGGAUGUCUGAGCGGUGGUGGGGAUAAUAACUACCUCUCGGGACUCUACACUCAAGUACAAAUUGUUGCUACCUUGGAGAACUCAUGUAAUGUUUUAAUCAUGUGGCUUUGAAGUCAGUGGGGCCAUUUACAUAAGUUUCUGGUGAGCUGUCAGGUCCUUUUGUUUUUGUCUGUUACACUUCCCCUUCCCCCGACCUAGGACAAUAACUCUGGACUGUUGAAGCCAUUGUUUCGUGCUGAAUUUAACCACUUCUUUUCCCCCGACCUUUGUUAACUGUACCAUCUCUUCCUCUGACUUACACAAGUCUCACUUCCUCUCUGUGUCUCAGCAAGUGAGCCUUGCAGGAGGAAGUGCAGAAAUAGCCGAGGGCUCGUAUCGGUCCUCCGUUUAAGCACUUUGAAGGGGCAGUUUGAAAUCGCUCCUGUUGCUCAAAAGCCAUGCUCCCAUUCAAAUCUUAAAGGACAACUACCACAAACAAACAAACAAACAAACAAA
Messenger RNA from Mugil cephalus (flathead mullet), 2796 nucleotides. RefSeq names its product progestin and adipoQ receptor family member 9 (gene paqr9). Gene Ontology annotation, cellular component: membrane. NCBI's taxonomy places the organism in Eukaryota, Metazoa, Chordata, Actinopteri, Mugiliformes, Mugilidae. Gene Ontology annotation, molecular function: signaling receptor activity. The transcript has a single exon. Bases 901 to 2037 code for a protein of 378 amino acids. The record is from RefSeq and is a predicted model, not a curated record.